GUCGCCGCCGCUGACCCGCAGGCCACGCUGCUCAACCUGGGGUGCAGCCAGUACAACGCGACCCCGACUGCCGCCUUCCUCGCCGCCCUCAACUCCACCUUCGGCGAACUCCGCGCCAACCUCUCAUCUGGUGGUGGUGGUGAGGGGGGUGGGUUCGCCACGGCCGCGGAGCCGCGCGCCGCCGCGCCGGCGUUCGCGAUGGCGCAGUGCCGCCCCUACGUCACGCGCGGGGACUGCGUCGCGUGCUUCGACGCCGCGGCCACGCUCCUCCGCGCCGCCUGCGGCGCUGCCAACGGCGGGCGCGCCAUUCUCGACGGCUGCGUCGUGAGGUACGAGAGCGCGGCCUUCUUCGACCAGGCCACGCUCCCCGGGAACACGCAGGUGUGCAACGGCUCCGCUGUCGCCGGCGGCGGGUUCGCGGACGCGGCGCGGGGGCUGGUCGGUGACCUCGUGGCUGCCGUGCCUCGCGCCCUGGGGCUCGCCGCGGCGGCCGCGGGCGCCGGCGUGUACGCCGCGGCGCAGUGUGUGGUGACGGUCGGGGAGGGUGGCUGCGCGCAGUGCCUGGAGGUGGCCGUGAGGAACAUCGACGGGUGCCCGCCCAAUUCCGACGGCCGCGCCGUCGACGCCGGCUGCUUCAUGAGGUACUCCGAUAAGCCGUUCUUCCCCGCGAAUGCGACCGUAGACCUGGCGCCAUACUUGCGAUCUGGGAAAUCAGAUCGGAAAGGAGCCAUCAUAGGAGGAAUUUUAGGAGGUGUGGCCUUCCUGUUCCUUCUUGGUCUAUUAGCUUUCUUGUGGACCUGGCGGUCUAGGAAGCUGUUGAAGCCUCGUAGAGGAGAUAUACUUGGAGCAACAGAACUGCAGGGUCCAACAAGUUUUUACUAUCAAGAUCUGAAGGUUGCAACCAAUAAUUUCUGUGAGGAAAGCAAACUUGGAGAAGGGGGUUUUGGAGAUGUAUUUAAGGGUUUGCUGAAAAAUGGAAAAACUGUAGCUGUAAAACGGUUGACAGUGAUGGAAACUAGCAGGGCCAAAGCAGAUUUUGAAAGUGAAGUGAAGUUGAUUAGCAAUGUUCAUCAUCGGAAUCUUGUCAGGCUUCUUGGUUGCUCUAGCAAGGGCUCGGAAUGCCUGCUUGUUUAUGAAUACAUGGCAAAUGGAAGCCUCGACAAGUUCCUCUUCGGUGAUAAACGUGGUACGCUUAAUUGGAAGCAACGAUUUAACAUCAUCGUUGGCAUGGCUCGUGGCCUUGGAUAUCUUCAUCAAGAAUUUCAUGUCUGCAUCAUACACCGUGACAUUAAAUCUAGCAAUGUUCUUCUUGAUGAUGAGUUUCAGCCAAAGAUUGCUGAUUUCGGUUUAGCAAGGCUCCUACCUGAUGAUCAUAGUCAUCUCAGCACUAAAUUUGCAGGAACAUUGGGUUACACAGCUCCUGAAUAUGCCAUCCAUGGGCAACUCUCUGAGAAGGUUGACACAUACAGCUUUGGUGUUGUCGUUUUGGAAAUAAUAAGUGGCAGGAAGCUCAAUGAUGCAAGGCUGGAUCCUGAUAGCCAGUACCUACUUGAAUGGGCCUGGAAGCUUUAUGAAAACAACAACUUGAUUGAAUUGGUGGAUAAAUCAUUAGACCCAAAAGAAUAUAAUCCUGAAGAGGUGAAAAAAAUAAUACAGAUAGCCCUUCUCUGCACUCAAUCAGCUGUUGCUUCACGUCCAACGAUGUCAGAGGUAGUUGUGUUGUUGCUGACCAAAAAUUCUUCAGAGUUCCAGCCCACUAGGCCUACUUUUAUUGAUGCAAUAAGUAGAGUACGAGGUGAAACAUCCUCCUCCAGUUCAUCUUCUGCAUCCAAGGCCACUAUUUCGAUAACACAGUAUUCAGCCAGGUAAAAAAAAGUUGUAUAUGAUGUGCUUCUCUUUUUUUUUGUAACUUCUAUAUUUGUAUCUGUAUCUUUGUUUUAUGCAGCAACAAGUGGAUGUUUACUUGUGAGCAUAAACAAAAACAGUGUAAAUCAUCUGAAAUCUCUCUCUCUCUCUCUCUCUCUCUCUCUCUCUCUCUCUCUCUCUCUCUCUCUCUCUCUCUCUCUCUCUCGUCCAUGUAACUAUGAGUCCCAUAGCAUUUGUCCUUGUAACUGUUCUCAGACAAAUCACUGCACUCCUUGUAUGCUCGGAUCAUAUUUGAGUGAAAAUUUGAAAACUUGCCUUGAUAUUUAUGUCA
Molecule: messenger RNA, 2197 nt
Organism: Oryza sativa Japonica Group (Japanese rice)
Lineage: Eukaryota; Viridiplantae; Streptophyta; Magnoliopsida; Poales; Poaceae
Product: cysteine-rich receptor-like protein kinase 2
Biological process (GO): protein phosphorylation
Molecular function (GO): protein serine/threonine kinase activity; ATP binding
Source: RefSeq, a predicted model, not a curated record